Molecule: messenger RNA, 3887 nt
Organism: Pygocentrus nattereri (red-bellied piranha)
Lineage: Eukaryota; Metazoa; Chordata; Actinopteri; Characiformes; Serrasalmidae
Exons: 6
Coding region: 2015-3616 (533 amino acids)
Source: RefSeq, a predicted model, not a curated record
UGACAUCAGACGCCUGGGGCUUUUGCCGGAGCAGUGGGCGUUGGAGACACACAGAGCCAGGCUAGCAGAACGUGUGAGUGGAGCCACUAAUGUGACUACAGCUGGCAGAAACAAGCAGUGGGUCUGCAAUGGAGCUCAAAUAAAUGUCAUGGUGGCGUUCAGCUCGGUAGUCUAAUCUUCCACCCUCACUAGCACAGCCCAUCCUGCUAAAGCUGAUGCUAAAGAUGCUGUUUAGAGACAAUAGCUCCAUCACUCCAGAGCCACAACAUCCUUCCCUCACUGAGGAAAUGCUGGCAGAGCUGCAUUUGUUGGAUGAGAACCUCGACAGUGUUCUACCGUAUCAGCUGCUGGAGACACCAAAUCCACACUACCCUCCAUCCCCACCCCCGCUUCAGCCAACCUGAACCUCCCAGCCAAAAAUCAGCCCAAAUUCUCCCCCACCUUCAUCUACUGCCUCAUCUCCACUUCCGUCCGCCAGACCUUCUAAGAAGAGUCGAGCUCCCCCACCAACUCUAGCAGUUCAGAGAAAGAGAGAAGUUCCUCAACUACCGGAAAGACAGAGCUCCACCCACAUCGCACUCUUUUUAAGUUUUCUUUUAACUCCGUCUCGUCUGGUAUUGCCUGACAUAAGGCUGUUACGCUAAUAUGGCAAAAGUUCCCUCUAUGAUCUUUGGAAGUUUUCUGAGCUUGUUAUUGUAGUUUAAGUCACUUCUUGUAAGUCGCUGUGGGUAAGAGCGUCUGCUAAAUGCUGUAAAUGUAAAUGUUUAAGAACCAGUAUCAGACUGUGGGAGUGCUGACAGCAGAUGCCUGGGGCUUUUGCCGGAGCAGUGGGCGUUGGAGACACACAGAGCCAGGCUAGCAGAACGUGUGAGUGGAGCCACUAAUGUGACUACAGCUGGCAGAAACAAGCAGUGGGUCUGCAAUGGAGCUCAAAUAAAUGUCAUGGUAACGUUCAGCUCGGUAGUCUAAUCUUCCACCCUCACUAGCACAGCCCAUCCUGCUAAAGCUGAUGCUAAAGAUGCUGUUUAGAGACCAUAGCACAAAGCUGGGGCAGAAUAUCGGUCUUCAUUUGAGGAACAGAUUUAAAACACUGGAAGGACUCAGUGAGAUUCCUAGAAAGAACCGGAAGUAUCACUCGAUCAGAUGCCUCAGUAGAGCCACAGGGCCCCAGUCUACGGCCUCAGCACCCGUGUUUUUGGGGAUGACUCUGAAAAACCAAAAAGUCAUAGUGCACCGAACACCACAGCCUGCAAACUGAAUGAAAUCCUGAAUUACUGUCUGAAUAUACAGCAGAGAAGCAGAUCAUUGUUCAUGUUGGGAAUCAUGAAAAAGCUACACACUCAGCAAGCCAGACCUGCAGUCAUUUACCAGUGCUCCUCUGCCUGCAUGGAGGACCAAUAUGUUCUCAAGGCUACUUGGAUUAAACACAUGGCUCCAUAAAAGCUGCAGGUCAAACAGACUGAACUUUACUGACAACUUUAACUUGUUUUUUGGAAAGAGAGAUGUUUUUGGAGUGAGAUGGACUACAGACCAACAAGAGCGGAGCCAGAUCUCUGACAGAGAACCUCAUUUUUUCCAGGUGGAGACACAUCAGCACCAACACCCAAGAACUCUGUCAUCACUCCAGAGCCACAACAUCCUUCCCUCACUGAGGAAAUGCUGGCAGAGCUGCAUUUGUUGGAUGAGAACCUCGACAGUGUUCUACCGUAUCAGCUGCUGGAGACACCAAAUCCACACUACCCUCCAUCCCCACCCCCGCUUCAGCCAACCUGAACCUCCCAGCCAAAAAUCAGCCCAAAUUCUCCCCCACCUUCAUCUACUGCCUCAUCUCCACUUCCGUCCGCCAGACUUUCUAAGAAGAGUCGAGCUCCCCCACCAAUUCUAGCAAUUCAGAGAAAGAGAGAAGUUCCUCAACUACCGGAAAGACAGAGCUCCACCCACAUCGCACUCUUUUUAAGUUUUCUUUUAACUCCGUCUUGUCUGGUAUUGCCUGACAUAAGGCUGUUACGCUGAUAUGGCAGCUGCAGUUUUUAUUUUUAUUUUUUUCAUGAAUUUUUAUUUUUACACUUGGGGUGACCCCUCUGUGGAACUCUCGGUGGUCCCCAGUGUAGGAAAAUCAGAACUUCAGAAGCUUUUGUGUACUGGAACUGGAUCUAACCCGGAGAUCAAAUGGCUCUCCAAAGCUGGGCCUAGAACUGGUGCCUCUAGUAAAGCUCUGACCCUAGCAGAUGGACGCGUGAAAGUGUCCAGUGAGAUAGAAGUGGCUCUGGAAGAGUGGAACAAAGGGGAAGAAUUUACCUGCCAGGUCGUUGAUCUUCAGAAAACGGUGGAGAAGAGCACCAGCGUUUGUGCAGCUCAUCCAUCAGUUGCACCACCAAUACGUCUGGAGAAACCUCGUCUCUUCAUUCCGUCCCUACAGCCACAUUCAGCAGUAACAGCUUCUUGUGUUGCUGAAGCUGCGCCCAACUCCAGAGUUUCAUGGGUUUUGAGUGGAAACGUAGAGAAGAAAGCCAGUAAAGAGAUGACAGAGGAACGACCCAACAGCAACACUCGGCUCUUUGUAAGCAAACUGACUCUGCCAGCAAGAGAAUGGGAACAAUAUCAGAAUGUAACAUGCAGAGUUAAACAGCCCUGUGAUGAUCUGCCUGAGGAGAAAACCGUUAAUGUUCUAGCAAAAUCUCCACCAACUAUCCACCUGCUGAAAUCUGGCCAAACCAUAAUGUGUAUCAUUGAGGACUUCUACCGAAAGGCCCUCAGUAUUAAAUGGAAAAAGAAUGACCGUGAAGUCAGAAGUCAAGACUGGACAACCACAGAAAAUGACUCGGGUUCGUACAGAGCGGUCAGCGUCCUUGAUGCAGAUCUGACGUCUUUGAGCCCAGGAACCAAAUACACCUGUGAAGCCAUACAUGGGGGAAGAACAUACACUGAGUAUCUGUCGUCUAGAGCUCAGUUCUCUCUGAAAAUCAAUCCACCACCAGCAAAGGAGCUGUUUAUAAACCAGAGAGCAGUACUCGAGUGUGUCUUAACUGGUGAUAGUAGGAAGGAGGUGGAAGGAGCAACAGUGUCAUGGACAGCUGGAGGUCGGAGCCCAGCAACUCGUGAUGUUCGUGUUGGUGGUGUUACACAGGCAGGAUCAGCAUUUACCAAAACUAGCACACUGACCCUUGAAGAGUCCGUCUGGUUUUCAGGUACAGAAGUGAUUUGCUCCACUUCAGUGGACCAAAGAACAACCUCUGACAAAAUCAGUGUUAAAAGAGGAGGACAACGUCCCUCUAUUGUCAUUUACAAGCCUCAUAAGUCUGUCCUUGUCACUGACAUGGUGUCCCUGGUUUGUGAGGUCAGCAGCUCUGAUCUCACGAACGUGUAUGUCAUGUGGCAAGUAAACGGUGGACAGUACAUAGAAGGCCACAGCAUGACCAGCAUCAAAAAGGACAACACACUGACUGUCCUCAGCUACUUAACCGUGCCUGGACAGCAGUACAACCGGUCGGAAUUCGCUUGCGCAGUCAAACAUGCCAACAUGGAGAACAGCUACACACUGACAACAAGGACAACAUCCAUGUGUAAAGCCAACUGCCAGGCACCUGCAAUAAUGAAUAUUAAAAUUAGAGUGUAAAAUCUGUCCCUACACUUUAGACACUGGCCUCUCCGUAUGUCCUGGAUGGACGUUGUUCUGGUCUUUUGCUUCCUCUGUUUUUGUUUAUGAUCUGUUUGUGUUCAUUGCUAUGUGCUCACAUAUUGGUUAAAAUUUGAUUUAAUGUUCCCAAGCAUUUAUGGGGACUUGAUAGGUGAUUAUGACAGAGCCUCAGUAAUAUGAGCUUAUUGUCACAUAUGCAUAUGUUAUUAUUGCAACACUUGAAAUAAUAAAUAAACAUGAUUGCAUAUGA